AUGGAGUCUGUGGUCUCAGAACUCGAAGGAACCCUUUUGAAGAACCAAGAUCCUUUCUCCUAUUUCAUGCUAGUAGCCUUCGAAGCCUCUGGCUUAAUCCGGUUCACAUUGUUGUUGCUAUUCUGGCCGAUUAUCAAGCUACUCGAUUGGUGUAGGAAGCCGGAAGUCGGGUUGAAGUUGGCCAUUUUUCUUGCCACCGCAGGAGUUCCCAUGUCAGAGAUCGAAUCGGUUGCAAGGGCAGUUUUGCCCAAGUUUUACUUCGAUGAUAUUGAUUUGGAGGCUUGGAGGGUGUUUAAUUUGGGUGAUCGAAGAGUGGUUGUGACCCAAAUGCCUAGGUUGAUGGUUGAGCGGUUCGUGAAGGAGCAUUUGCGUGCUGAUGAGGUUAUUGGGACCGAACUUGUGGUGAGCCGGUUUGGAUUUGCCACAGGUUUGGUUCAGGAUGGUGGGUUUGGGUCAUCGGUUUGUGAUCGGGUUGCAGCCAUCUUUGAUGGUCAGCAACCAAGCCUAGGGCUCGGAAGAUGCCAUUCUGGUUCUUCAUUCUUGUCUUUAUGCAAGGAACAAGUAAACGCAUCAUACAUGAUCAAAGACCAGAAGCAAGAUAUGCGGCCGAUGCCGGUGAUCUUUCAUGACGGCAGACUCGUCAAACGGCCGACUCCUUCCACCGCCCUUCUCAUCCUCCUCUGGAUCCCACUCGGUGUCAUCCUAGCAAUCAUCCGUAUGACCAUUGGCGUUUUGUUGCCGAUGUGGGCUAUUCCUUAUAUGGCCAGCAUAUUCGGUGGCAAAGUCGUGGUUAAGGGAGUCCCGCCACCACCACCGUCGGGGUCCAACGCCGGUGUCCUAUUCGUCUGCACCCAUCGGACUUUAAUGGACCCAGUUGUGUUAUCCACCGUCCUCCAGCGGAGUAUCCCCGCCGUCACCUACUCCAUAUCAAGAUUAUCGGAGAUCCUAUCUCCAAUACCCACCGUUCGUUUGACCCGGAUUCGCCACGUCGACGCGGAGAGAAUAAAGAAAGAAUUAUCUCAAGGUGAUCUGGUCGUUUGCCCAGAAGGUACAACCUGCAGAGAACCGUUUUUGCUCCGGUUCAGUGCACUUUUCGCCGAACUAACAGACAGGAUCGUGCCGGUGGCAAUGAACUACCGGGUGGGGUUUUUCCAUGCAACGACGGCAAGGGGAUGGAAAGGGUUAGAUCCGAUAUUCUUCUUCAUGAACCCUAGACCGGUUUAUGAGGUUACUUUCUUGAACCAGUUGCCGGCGGAGGCUACAUGUUCGUCGGGGAAAAGCCCACACGACGUCGCGAAUUACGUUCAAAGAAUCUUGGCAGCCACACUAGGGUUUGAAUGCACAAAUUUUACAAGGAAAGAUAAGUACAGAGUUCUCGCCGGAAAUGAUGGGACGGUGUCUUACACAACGGUGAUGGACCGGGUUCAGAAGAUGGGGAAAACCGUGAAAAAGGUGGUGGGUACAUUUAAACCGUUUGUCUUUAAUUAAUUAAACCGGGAAUAUUGAUAUUAU
This is a messenger RNA of Cynara cardunculus var. scolymus (artichoke), 1512 nucleotides long. RefSeq names its product glycerol-3-phosphate acyltransferase 5-like. The transcript has 2 exons. The coding region runs from base 1 to 1488 and encodes 495 amino acids. Gene Ontology annotation, cellular component: membrane. Gene Ontology annotation, molecular function: glycerol-3-phosphate 2-O-acyltransferase activity; phosphatase activity. The record is from RefSeq and is a predicted model, not a curated record. Gene Ontology annotation, biological process: cutin biosynthetic process. NCBI's taxonomy places the organism in Eukaryota, Viridiplantae, Streptophyta, Magnoliopsida, Asterales, Asteraceae.